Messenger RNA from Bombus terrestris (buff-tailed bumblebee), 3289 nucleotides. RefSeq names its product solute carrier family 22 member 8. NCBI's taxonomy places the organism in Eukaryota, Metazoa, Arthropoda, Insecta, Hymenoptera, Apidae. The record is from RefSeq and is a predicted model, not a curated record. Gene Ontology annotation, biological process: transmembrane transport. The transcript is spliced from 8 exons. The coding region runs from base 488 to 2590 and encodes 700 amino acids. Gene Ontology annotation, molecular function: transmembrane transporter activity. Gene Ontology annotation, cellular component: membrane.
AUAGCACGGGUUUCUGUCCUUCUCUGAUUCAACGCUAGGAAUCGGUUCCUCGCCAUCCUUCGAGAGAGAGGACCCCGUCUCUGUUAGUGCGUGCUUUACCCUCACCGAUGACACUUUGUUCGGACUCCGCGACAAGUUUCACUUGUUGCCACGAAUUUCCAUUUUGUCACUCCGCACAGUGACAUGCGUUUAUCAAACUUCUUUUAACUUUGUAAAAUCUCAUUUUUGCACAUAUCUUCCUCCUUUUUACUCUCUUUUUCAUUUUGUAUUUUCCCGUUACAAAUGGAGAAGUGGAUCGUUCUUCGUGUAAUAGGAAUUUCAGUAUUGAUUUCUUCACUUGGUUGGACUAUCAUUGUUCAUUUGUGAAUUGUAUGAUAAAUUGUGAAUUUAUUAAUACGCUAUUAUUAUUAAUUUUUGUUCUGUGAUUAUCGUCUCCCGUGAUUUAUAUUCUGUGAAAGACAGAAUUGGUACAGGAUUGUUUGAAGAAAUGAAUGCGGAGGAAGUAAAGGUUGGAUGCUUUCAAGUAGUCAUCGUGCUGUUACUUGGCAUCAAUUAUGUCAUCGUUGCAAUGAGCCACGCGCUCCCGGUGUUUCACAAUUAUACGCCUAAAUUUUAUUGUCAGCCAAAGAAUGGAACGAAACGAAUAUAUGGUUGCCAAGAGCUUGGCAACGUGACCGUUGCAGUUAACGAGACUUCCGGUCUUAAAGAAUCUUCGAGCACAGACUUGUGCUUCAGCAACUAUCAAUUUGCAACUGAAUUCGGAGAAAAUAGCGUAGUAACAGAAUGGAGUUUAGUUUGUGAGAAACGGUAUUUGACGUUUCUUGGACCGACAGUUUAUUACAUCGGGGUUUUAAUGGGCGCUUGUAUCGCUGGACUUUUAGCAGAUCGAAUAGGAAGACUUCCGGUUCAAGCGAUUUGCCUUUAUACUCAGGGCACGAUGGCUGUUGCACUAUAUGUUGUGCAGAAUUAUCCCACGUUUCUGGCUCUUCGAGGACUACAAGGAGUUUUCGUUCAGGGUCUGCAAAAUUCGACGUACAUCCUUUCCUUGGAACUGUUUCCUGUGAAAGCACGGACUUUCGUUGCAUUAGUUAUGCAAAUUGCCUGGGCUAUUGGUUUGAUGCUCUUAGCCGCGCUUAGUUACGUUAUACCCGAUUGGAGAAUUCUACAAUUAGCUGUCUCAGUUCCCACUGCUAUAACCGUGCUCUAUAUUUGGAUAAUACCAGAAUCACCAAGGUGGCUACUAGCAAAGGGUAAAAUCACGGAAGCAGAUAUGGCAGUGGAACGCAUCACGAAAUACAAUGUCUGUUGCACUAGAUUGCGAAGGGAAAAUGUUAAAACAGAGGCAAACAUUUCCGAGAACGCGACGCCGGUUAAACCGGAACGAAAGUCACGUGUUUCAUGCGCAGACCUAAAGAAAUCGAGAACCGAUAGCGAAAUGAAAGAAGAAGCUGCGAAUUUACUAAAUAGCAACACGGAUGCGGCUCAACAGAAAGUUCAAAAAACGAGUUUGAGAGAAAUAUCUGAAUACUUGGAAAGUAAGCUCCCUAAAACGGAAUCGGAACCGGACUCUGCACAAUGUGAGAACGGAGAAACAAAUAAGAGGAAUGCUCCAUCGAAGUCGAAGAGCCAUCGGAAGUCGAAAUCGAUAUCGCAGCCUGCUGGUAAUCAACGACUUUCCAUGAAAAAUACUUACGACAUCGUCGAGCUACGAACCCCAGUGAACAAAGAAAUGUCAAAUAAGGACGACGAGAAGAAAUUUAGCAAAAUCAAAGAAAGAUCUAGUAACGCGCAAACGAAAGAAGAAUUGUUAGAACUAUUUAAAUCCACGCUGUUAAAAAAAUAUGGCAUUGUGAUCAUUUAUCAAUGGUUCACGUCUUCUAUAGCGUGUUAUGCCUUCAUGACGCUCGAGCCGAAUCUUUGGGCAAUCAAUAGACACGUCAGUUUUGCGCUAGGAGGAGCGUUAGAAAUUGCAUCUUACGUGUUUCUCUACUUCAUAUUGUCUAGAUAUGGCAGACGACUACCGAUUUCCGCGUAUCAAUCAAUUACUGGUGCAAUUUGCAUCUUUUUUGCAGCUAUAAUUAUCUUUUCAAAUUCCACCAUUACAUCCAAUCUCAUGAAGACCAUUAUAUCCUUGCUCGGAAGAGUAGCAGUGAUGAGUACCGUUUCCAUAACAUAUUUGUAUACGAUUGAGAUAUUUCCAACUGUUGUGCGAGGAACCUGCUUAGGCUUGUGCACUGUUUUCGCAAAAAUUGGCAGUUUGUGCACGCCACACAUACUAUCAGGAGAGCAUUUUCCAAUAACCAUUCCAUUAAUAAUAAUUGGAAUGCUCUGCUUAGGAUCUGGAGCAGUUGCUUUAAUUUUACCAGAAACUUUAAGCCAAGUUUUACCUGACGCGAUAGAAGAUUCCGAAUUGUUGACUGUAAAAAGGAGAGAAAAGAAGAAUAAUGAGAAUUUCAAUAACGAAGACGCAUCUACUACUGAAGAUGCUUCAGAAAGGGAGAUACUUAGAGCAAAAUUAUUCUCUGAAGAUUGGGUGGAUGCAGGAAAUGGUAUAUUAGUGAAUUUCUCGGAGAAUAAAAAUUCUGAAUGAAAUUUUUAAAGUUUUAUAUAGAAGAAAUUAAUGCCACAUUUUUAUAUCGAUGAAUUAUAACCGACAGUUUGACGAUCAUUAUGAUUAUUGACGUUCUGUUGCGAAAUGUGAUUAUUUUGUAUUAUUUAUCGCAAAGAUUUAUUGUUAAUGAUAUCUUUUAUUGAGUUGGAUUACGUGUAAUUAAAGAUUUAAAAUAAUGAUUUAAUUUAUAAUUAGAAAAUAUUUUAUAUAUGAAUUUAAAUUGCAAGGGUGAAAAAUAAUAUAAUAUUUUUUAUAAAUUUAUAGCUGUUUUCAUAAACAUGUAUCAUUGUGUAUUAUAUUCUUCACGUAUAUUAGAAUUUUCCAAUAGUUUAUAUUGACAAAUAUUUAUUAUAUGUUAAGUUCAGUAUUUAGAAUUUUAGAAAAAUUACAAUACAAUCAGUUGUCACUGCCUAUCAUAAAGUAAAUUUAUAUAAUGCUUAGAAGUUAAGACAAUGAAUUGUGAGUGAUAUAAAUUUCUGAUCAAUUGCAGUUUAGAGGCUGAAAUAACAAAGCGUAAUAGUUUAUUAGCUCUUUUAGAUAUAUUACAAUUCGUAUAUUAAAUAAACAUAUUUGUAUAUACAAUUAUGAAACUAAUUUUGAAAAAUUUUAUGGAAGUAAUAUCAAACUUUCUCUCUCUCUCUCUUUAUUAAUUAGAUAUCAAUAUUAUAUUAAUAAUUG